Messenger RNA from Maniola jurtina (meadow brown), 874 nucleotides. RefSeq lists its product as uncharacterized. The record is from RefSeq and is a predicted model, not a curated record. The coding region runs from base 224 to 874 and encodes 216 amino acids. The transcript is spliced from 2 exons. NCBI's taxonomy places the organism in Eukaryota, Metazoa, Arthropoda, Insecta, Lepidoptera, Nymphalidae.
UACAUUUCAACUUCAAGGAAAGGCCGAAGUAGCCGCAUCUAUCAAAGAUUUUUCAAAUUAUGAGCAACUUAAAGACUUUCUAAAGACUCAGUUUAGCCAAAGGAAACAUUAUUCGCAUUUAAUUACCGACUUACAAGAAUGCAAACAGUUAACGACAGAAAGUGUUAUUCAAUUCUCGACCCGUAUAGAGUCAACAUUGACUCAAUUACUUACAGAAAUUUCUAUGAACCCCACUAAGAAAUCAGAAAUUCCUGGCAGAACAGCCGCCAUGGAAGACCUGGCGUUACACCAUUUCCUGAUGGGACUUCAUCCCCGUAUAUCCAACAUUGUCCGAUGUAAGUCACCAAGGACACUCAAUGAAGCAAUAGGUUUCGCAAUUUCUGAAGAAAAGAUUCAACAGACUUUAUAUAGGAAAACAGAGAAUACUCAGAAAGAUAAAAAACCUUUUAGCAAUAAACCUUUCAGACCCCCUCAGGGUCAAUCAAACAAUUUUGCUUUCAGACCCCCUCAGGGUCAAUCAAACCAUUUUACUCCUAGACCCCCUCAGGGUUACCAAAACCAAUUCGCUCCAAGACCUCCUCAAGGUCCCCAACGUAAUUUUUACAGGCCUCCUCAAGGCUCACAGAACCCGAAUAACUUUGCUCAAAGAAGCCAAUAUAAUCCAGAUUAUAGAUUCAAACAGCAACCAUCAAGCUUUAACAACAAACAGCGUAUUAAUUUUGUAGAGGACGAAAAUCAAUUAAAUGAAGGCUAUUACAACGAAGAAGAAGUAGAAGAAUGCCCCGGACCUUCUGUCCCGGAAGAACAAGGUUGUGACGAAUAUUAUAAUUAUGAUUAUGAUGAACAAACUAACAACGAUAAUUUAAACGAGUAA